AUGUUCUCACUGUUCCCACUUGUUCCCAAAACUAACGCAAAAGCAGUAGUUAAAACACGAGGUAGGCAGCUUGCAACUAUUUUAAACAGUUCACAACGAAUUGAGACUCAGAAGGAUAAAAAGAAAACAAAGAAAAAAAACAAAUGUCCAAUUCAGAAAAAAACUGUGGUUAAACAGAAAAGAACAUUAGAAGAUUCAGAUUCGGAGAGCGAAUGUCCAGUAUUGCAGGAAAGUGAUACAUCAGCAGAUGAAUGA
Molecule: messenger RNA, 255 nt
Organism: Acanthoscelides obtectus
Lineage: Eukaryota; Metazoa; Arthropoda; Insecta; Coleoptera; Chrysomelidae
Source: the annotation of a GenBank genome assembly